AUGAUUCGGAAAAUUGAUGAGAAUGGCGUGAUCACAACAAUAAUAGGUUCCAACGGCCUCACAUCAACCCAGCCACUGAGCUGUGACUCUGGAAUGGACAUCACUCAGGUGCGGUUAGAGUGGCCAACAGACCUGACAGUGAACCCGCUGGACAACUCGCUGUACGUCCUGGACAACAACAUUGUCCUGCAGAUCUCUGAGAGCAGACGUGUGCGCAUCAUCGCAGGACGCCCCAUUCACUGCCAGGUGCCCGGCAUUGACCACUUCAUCGUCAGCAAGGUGGCCAUUCACUCCACCCUGGAGUCAGCCCGAGCCAUCGCUGUGUCCCACAGCGGGAUACUCUACAUUGCUGAGACUGAUGAAAGAAAGAUCAACCGCAUACAACAGGUCACAACCAACGGUGAGAUCUCCAUCAUCGCCGGAGCCCCGUCAGAUUGUGACUGCAAGAUUGAUCCUAAUUGUGACUGUUUCUCAGGUGACGGUGGGUAUGCCAAAGAUGCAAAGCUGAAAGCACCUUCCUCCCUAGCAGUCUCUCCUGAUGACACGCUGUACGUAGCAGACCUCGGCAACGUUCGCAUCCGCGCCAUCAGCCGAAACAAGGCUCACCUCAGUGACACGAAUAUGUACGAGAUUGCGUCACCGGCAGACCAGGAACUGUAUCAGUUCACCAUCAAUGGCACCCACCUGCACACCCUGAACCUCAUCACGAGGGACUAUAUUUACAACUUCACCUACAGCGGAGAAGGGGAUGUUGUCACGAUUACCAGCAGCAAUGGGAAUUCGGUGCACAUCCGCAGAGACACGAGCGGCUUGCCCCUGUGGGUCGUGGUGCCGGGCGGCCAGGUGUACUGGCUGACAAUAAGCAGCAAUGGUGUUCUGAAAAGGGUUUAUGCCCAAGGCUACAACCUGGCUCUGAUGACAUAUCCUGGAAACACAGGACUUCUAGCAACCAAAAGUGAUGAAAAUGGAUGGACAACUGUGUAUGAGUACGACUCUGAUGGCCACCUGACCAAUGCCACAUUCCCAACUGGGGAAGUCAGCAGUUUCCACAGUGAUGUUGAAAAACUGACAAGAGUGGAACUUGAUACUUCAAACCGGGAGAACGUGGUCACAGCUACAAACUUCUCAGCUACUUCUACAAUAUAUACUUUAAAACAAGAUAACACACAGAAUAUCUACCGGGUCAGCCCAGAUGGGUCUCUGAGAGUCACCUUUGCCAGUGGAAUGGAAAUCACGCUUAACACAGAGCCUCAUAUUCUGGCAGGAGUAGUCAGUCCCACUUUAGGGAAGUGCAAUAUCUCCCUUCCUGGAGAGCAUAACUCAAAUCUCAUUGAAUGGAGGCAAAGGAGGGAGCAGACCAAAGGCAAUAUCUCCACGUUUGAGAGAAGGCUAAGGGCCCACAAUAGAAAUCUGCUCUCCAUUGAUUUUGAUCAUGUAACCAGAACUGGAAAGAUCUAUGAUGAUCAUCGAAAAUUCACUCUUCGGAUUAUGUAUGACCAGACAGGGCGGCCAGUUCUGUGGUCACCCAUCAGCAAAUACAAUGAGGUUAACAUCACUUAUUCCCACUCUGGAUUAGUGACCUAUAUCCAAAGAGGAACCUGGACUGAGAAAAUGGAGUAUGAUCCAAGCGGAAACAUCAUUUCCAGAACAUGGGCAGAUGGCAAAAUAUGGAGUUACACGUACUUAGAAAAGUCUGUGAUGCUCCUGUUGCACAGCCAGCGCCGCUACAUCUUUGAAUAUGACCAGUCAGACUACCUGCUGUCGGUCACCAUGCCCAGCAUGGUACGCCAUGCCUUGCAGACCAUGCUCUCUGUUGGGUACUAUCGCAACAUCUACACCCCGCCGGACAGUGGUGCGGCUUUCAUACAGGACGUCACCAGAGAUGGACGGCUUCUGCAAACGCUGUAUCCUGGGACGGGACGCAGAGUCCUCUAUAAGUACUCCAAACAGUCUCGACUUUCUGAGAUUCUUUAUGACACUACUCAAGUCACGUUUACCUACGAGGAAUCCUCUGGCGUUAUUAAAACCAUACACUUAAUGCAUGAUGGCUUCAUCUGCACCAUCAGAUACAGGCAAACAGGUCCACUUAUCGGUCGCCAGAUCUUCAGGUUUAGUGAAGAAGGGCUCGUAAAUGCCAGGUUUGACUACAGUUACAACAAUUUCCGUGUCACAAGUAUGCAGGCCAUGAUAAACGAGACGCCUCUGCCCAUCGAUCUGUACCGUUACGUUGAUGUCUCUGGCAGGACUGAACAAUUUGGGAAAUUCAGUGUCAUUAAUUAUGAUUUAAAUCAAGUUAUAACCACCACUGUGAUGAAACAUACCAAAAUUUUUAGUGCCAAUGGCCAGGUGAUUGAAGUUCAGUAUGAAAUUCUCAAGUCAAUUGCUUACUGGAUGACCAUCCAGUAUGAUAAUAUGGGCCGUAUGGUGAUCUGUGAUAUCCGCGUUGGUGUAGAUGCCAAUAUCACACGGUAUUUUUAUGAGUAUGAUGCUGACGGUCAGCUUCAGACUGUGUCUGUGAAUGAUAAAACCCAGUGGCGCUACAGCUACGACCUUAACGGCAACAUCAACUUGCUGAGCCAUGGAAACAGUGCACGCCUCACUCCUCUGAGAUACGACCUUAGAGAUCGCAUUACCAGACUUGGAGAAAUUCAAUAUAAAAUGGAUGAAGAUGGUUUUCUCAGGCAAAGAGGCAAUGAGAUCUUCGAGUACAACUCUAAUGGUCUGCUGAACAAAGCAUACAACAAAGUGUCUGGCUGGACUGUUCAGUACUGUUAUGAUGGUCUUGGAAGACGAGUUGCAAGCAAAUCAAGCCUGGGACAACACCUGCAGUUCUUUUAUGCUGAUCUCUCCAACCCAAUACGAGUUACUCACUUGUACAAUCAUAGCAGCUCAGAAAUAACAUCUCUGUAUUAUGAUCUUCAAGGUCAUCUCAUUGCAAUGGAAUUAAGCAGUGGAGAAGAAUAUUAUGUUGCUUGUGAUAACACUGGAACACCUCUAGCUGUAUUUAGCAGUCGGGGCCAAGUCAUAAAAGAAAUUUUGUACACCCCAUAUGGAGAGAUCUACCAGGACACUAAUCCAGAUUUCCAGGUUGUCAUUGGUUUCCAUGGAGGGCUCUAUGAUCCUCUCACCAAAUUGGUUCAUCUGGGUCAGCGGGAUUACGAUGUUAUCGCUGGUCGGUGGACGACACCAAACCAUCACAUAUGGAAACACCUGAAUGCUGUCCCACAACCGUUCAAUCUCUACUCAUUUGAAAACAACUACCCAGUUGGCAGGAUCCAAGAUGUUGCUAAGUAUACAACAGACAUUGGAAGUUGGCUAGAGCUAUUUGGUUUUCAGUUGCACAAUGUACUGCCUGGGUUUCCAAAACCAGAGAUCGAAGCUUUGGAGACAACAUAUGAACUUCUGCAGCUUCAAACAAAAACCCAGGAGUGGGAUCCUGGAAAGACUAUCCUUGGUAUUCAGUGUGAGCUACAGAAGCAACUCCGAAACUUUAUAUCCUUGGAUCAACUUCCUAUGACCCCCAGGUAUAGUGAUGGCAAGUGCUACGAGGGAGUGAAGCAACCGAGGUUUGCAGCUAUUCCUUCAGUGUUUGGAAAAGGCAUCAAAUUUGCUAUCAAGGAUGGCAUCGUCACAGCGGACAUUAUUGGUGUGGCCAACGAGGACAGCCGGCGCAUCGCUGCCAUACUCAACAACGCUCACUAUCUGGAGAACCUACACUUCACCAUAGAGGGCCGGGACACGCAUUACUUCAUCAAGCUGGGGUCUCUGGAAGAAGAUUUGGCCCUAAUUGGCAACACUGGAGGACGACGCAUCCUGGAGAACGGUGUGAAUGUCACAGUGUCGCAAAUGACUUCCGUGAUCAAUGGGAGGACUAGACGCUUCGCUGACAUACAGCUGCAGCACGGCGCACUGUGCUUUAACGUUCGCUACGGAACGACCGUGGAAGAGGAAAAGAACCAUGUCCUAGAGGUAGCCAGGCAGAGAGCUGUGGCUCAGGCCUGGACUAAGGAGCAGAGACGGCUGCAGGAAGGGGAAGAGGGGAUUAGGGCAUGGACAGAUGGAGAGAAACAGCAGCUUCUAAACACUGGGCGGGUACAAGGUUACGAUGGAUAUUUUGUUUUGUCAGUGGAGCAGUAUCUCGAACUUUCUGACAGUGCCAAUAAUAUUCACUUUAUGAGACAGAGUGAAAUAGGCAGAAGGUAACAAAGAAAAUCUCUGCCUUUGCGUCACCAAAGACUGCCUGUUUUUAAACGUAAAAUGGUUUAUUGUAUUGGUUUUUCUAGAUCAGAACUCUGUAUAUAUAAAUAUAGAGGAAAAAACAUAUCCAACUGCCUUUAAAUGUGACAGAAGAUGGUAUUUUAAUAUUGUUCGUUUAACUCUUCGAGAGAUUACAGUGAAGAUUUUUAGUUCUUGUGUGGCAGUAUUCAAACCUUUCAGAAGCAGAGCGCGCAGGGCAGGUGUGAGCGCAGCAUGCUCUGUCUUCUUCUAAAGAAACACUACUUUUUCUUUUUUUGUUGGUGGUGGUUUAAUAAUUCACCAGUUAUUUAAGAGGUUACAGAGCCUGAUUCUGCAACCUAUGCUUACUGGGUAGUUUUAUCCCAUUGAGAUCUCCCAUAGGUUGAAGGGAUUGCAUUCAAAAACCAGACUGUGUACGGAAACUUUGUAGUUGCUCACCAACCCUGCACAUGUCAUUUGUCACAACUGUGAUCUAUGGGAUUUUCUAACCCAACUUUUAUUAGAUACAGUACGUAAGUACUUUUAUUGGAUGCAGCGCUUAAAGGCUGCCCCACAUGAGCUUUGUCUUUGCCGGGCCAUAGCUGCCUCUCUCUCACUCGGUGAGGAACGCCACGUUGUGUCUGCAUCUGCGUUCAGGGGCCUCUUCCCCAAGAAUUCCCCUGGCACUGGUUGUGGAGUCCAGGCAGCACACGUGGAGCUGCAGAUCUGGCAGGGGGUGAGGGCUUGCCCUGCACGACUGGGGCUCAGCCAGGUUCCAGGGUCGGCCAGAACAGCACAUGGUGAGCAACGAGUCAGCACGAGCCUCCCACCAACAUCAGCAGGCUCCAGAAUGGGCUUUAGCUCAGUGCUUUUGGGACAACCUUCACUAUUCAGCCAGGAGGGUCCGCGCGGUGCAGCACUGAGCAGCCGCACGGGAUCAGUCCUGCCUGUAGUCCUUGGGCCAGGACCUUCUUUUCACACAUCAUUUGGAAAUUGUGGUGGUGUUGGGUUUAGGCAUCAUGUUAUUUUCAUCUCAAAUUGCUAAUCCCACUGUAUUGAUCAUUAUUCCGAGUGUGAAGAAGAUUGGUGGGUUGGGAGUUGAUGAACCUAAGUGUGGGUAGUACAUAUGUUGAUAAAUGUAGAACAUUUCGGGGAUGAUUCUUCACUUUUCAGCUCAAUAUCUAGAGCACAUAGAAAAGCAUUAUAUUGCAUGGGCAGAAACUUUUAUUUCCCAAGGUAUCAUGCGCUGCUGGCACAGUUCUCUCAUAGCAGAGUAGGAGAUCCUUCUUUUCACUUGUCAUUUUAACAGACCUGAUUAUCAUGGGCAGGGGGAGGGUGCCUGGGAGAGAGGCUGGGUAAGCACAUUUCCUUUGCCGACUUUCCAAAAGAGCUAGAAGUCUUGUUAUAGAACCUGUGUAUCUGUAACAGUGAUGUUAUUGCACAUUUCUUUCAAAACAGACAUAAGGAAUAUAUUGAAGCAAUUUCUGCUCACAUUUCCCGAAGCCAACAAAGUGCUUUCUUUGUCUUUCUUCCCUUUCAAAUUUUCAUUUUUUUCACCUUGUUUUUGGGCAGGUGGAGCAGAUUGUACCAAAGUUAGGGAUGAGCCUGAACUGGAACCUGAGACCUGGACCCUCUGGGUCUCAGCCUUGCACAGACUCCCUCUACUCCUUCUGCUGCCAGAGCAGCUCUAGGGGUGCAGAGUCCGGCUCAGAGGUUCGGGGUCAGGCUGAGCAGAUCCUGGCCCAUUGACCACCCUCCAUCCCAGCCAGGGGGACCCGUGGACCAAAACACAUUUUGCUCAGGCUCAUCAUUAACUGUUGUACAGGAUUUGGAGCUGCCAACAGCAGUUCCGUUUGACACAAUUUUCCAUAAAAUCAUGGAGAAUUUGAAUACCUCCACACCAGCCUAAAAAUGGACCUUUGAAUCCUUGAGCCUCUAAUAUGCUUUUAAUCAAUGGAAAAAUAAUUUAUGAAUUGUAUAUAGAGAGUGCAUUCAUAAACGUGAUGAUGUAUUUUAUCACUGAUCCAAGAUGUCAAAUAUUAGAGUCUAUUUUACUUAUAUUUUAAGCAAUUAUACUUUUUUGCAAUUCAAUAAUGACGUAUCAUUUUCAAACUGCUUUAAAUAUCCAUUAUAAACAAAUUUUUGAAGCUAUUAGACUUACCUUGAACUGUGCAUUUCUAGUAUGUAAUACCUAUUUAGUUAGCUUGUGCCUUUAGUUUCUUAAAGUUAUAUUUGUAUUAUAUGCAGGAAAUGCACUUUGUAUUACCUACAGCUGUGUUUUUUAAUACUGCCUUGAUUACUGUUGUUCUCAGAUUAUGCCAAAAGGUCAAAGAGUGGGAAGUGUUACAAGUUUGUCUCUAAGACUAGGUUUGGCAUUUUCCCAGUUCCUGGGUGGACAGUCUAAGGUAUCUUUCUGAAUAGUAUUUCUUACAAGAAUCUGGAUGAAUGAAGAAUCUGGUGGUAUUACUCGGCCCUGUUAGAACAGGAAAAAAUGCCUUUAUCAAAGCAGUUUCAGAAAUUCAGGAAACUAAAAAGAAGAGUCAUGUUGAGUUGGCAGUGCUAAAGAGCAUUCAUUAAUGAAUGAGCACUGGGGGCUGAAGUCGUAGCACCACAUGGGCCAGCAGUGAUUUGUGAGAACUGCAGCUACAGCAAACAGCUGUGGGCCACUGUGUCCAUGAACAACCUCAGAUGGAGGCAGGGAACAGUUCAGUCUCCAUUUUCUUCUUCUAGUAGCUAGAAUAAUUUCUGAGCACUGGGUUUUGUUUUGGUUUCUUUUUGCAGUUUUCCUUUUUUUCUUGCUUUUUUAAUUUUGCACUAUCACCUAGAGACCCAAAUGAGUAAAAGUAAAGAAAGGAAAAAUAAGUGCAUGGAAAUGUGUAUCGUUCUUUAAAUCAGAUUAUUUGAUGCUAGCGUUCUGCACUGCAAACAAGGUUCUGCAAAAGGAAAAAAUAAAUAAAACUAUAAAAUAACAAAAUAAAACAAAAGAUAAGACCCACUAUUGCACACUAUCCUGUAGCCAAGUACCUACCAUGAGAGAUACGUGCUGUAUAUUUUUUAUGACAGCCAAACCAAUAGUGUGUACGAGUAACGUUUCCUUUGCGUUCCUAUUUAUUUAGCCAGCCUACAACAUUUCAAAGGUAUAAAUAUAUAUAUAGCUCUAUAUGUAGAACAUAGCCAAAUACCUAUAUAUGAACUGGUCGAUGUGCAACUCGGUACUCAUGUGCCGGCUGUUCAGGCCGAGCUCCGCAGUGCCCUCCCAGCUGCACCCACCAGGCACAGCCUCUCCUUGCCGCAGCGGGUGCUGCUCCGGGCGCUCACUGCUGGCGUCCUCAGGGCUGUCCGUCCGUCUGUCCAGGCGCUGCUCGGUGCUGUGGGAAGGCACAGAGCUCGGGGUGAAAGAGGCGGCAGAGGGGCUGCACUUGGAGCUGAACGAAGGCGGAAGGGCAGGGUCCUGCCGAGGUGCUGGUUGCUGCGGGGAGCACAGCCGACACCGCCGGCCGCGAGGGUUUCCCGACAAACACUGACUGUUAUUUAAGCUGUCCUUGACACAAACCAUCACCAGGUCACAAGCGUCCCGGCUGUGAGGAGAACCACGGCUCAGCAGGAACGGGGCGGUGGCAUCGGGCACGCGCCCAUACGUUGGCCACCAGCCAUUCCUUGUCUAAGGAAACGCGUUCGGCAGUUCCCAGUUUUUCCUUAGAUCUCGUGGUGGACUUUAGCCUUUUAAUAAAUGUUAGUAUAUCAGAUUGUGUCCUUGACAGUAUUUUACUUGUAUGAACCAUGAUAACACAUUAAGUCUUCAUACUCUUCAGGCAGAAGUGUCGAUAAAAGAGAAGAGAAGCAUAGCAUACAAUAUAUGUCAAAGUAACGUUCCUUUUUCGCUUUCUCAUGAACAGUAAAAUGUUUACAAUGUAUGCCAAGAUCUUCGGUUUCUGUCCGACACCAGUUAGAGGUUCUGAUCUUACAGAAAUUGUGUUAUAACGGCCUCAGCCUUGUUGCUAGGAAACAAUAGAUCCCAAUUUUUUAUUCCUGCUCUAACUCCUGUGCUGAAUAGUGACUGGAUACUGUACACGUUAUGUUACAUGGCUGCAGUUACAUGGUCUGAUGCAUUUUGCUCUGGGUUUCAGACCAGAAGCAUGCAUUUUCUACAAGAACAUCCCAGCAACACGCUGUAAAUAUUAAAAGUUAAUAUAUUAUGUGUCGAUAUUUGAAAAAGAAAGUACUUUGACUAUUUCAUUUUUAAAAAAUAAAGGUGCAAACUGACAGCAUGUGAGGUUGUCUUAUUUUAAACCACGCCUUGGGGAUUUUACUGAUUGUGUCAUAAGAAGUGCUUCCGUACAUCAAAGUGAGGUCCUCAAACAGUACUUCUCAGUGUGAAUGUCGCAGUGGGUUUGCUGGCAGUGUUGAAGUAUACUUCUGAUUCAGGGUUCAUGUGUACAACUCUUGUGGCACUACAUGCUGGUCCACAGCUUGUUUCUGUGCACAGAUUCUUACACUUAUCAGAGCAAGUGUGAGAGUGAAAAGGCGUGCUGCUCUGUGCCUUUGCACUUUGAGUGGGUGAAGGCAGUGGUGCUAAGGGAUGAGCAGCAUGGAUGAAGCAUCUGUACGUUCAGUAGAUCUGAUUUCCCAGCCUGCUUCAAACAGGUGCUGAUGAACGACUGUGUGAGUCUGUGCAAGAAAAGAAUUUAAAAAAACAGCACAUGCAGCAGAGAGGAGGAGAGAGUGAAGCGGAGGAGCAGAAGGAGCAUUUAAAGCUGAAGGAAGGGGUACGUGGUAGAAAGCUGAUGGGAGCAGCUUGGGCUGCGUGCUUACCCAGCACGAGGACUGUGUUGGGUGGAUGAGGAGGCAGGGAGGCCAAAAGGAUGCUGUAGUAAGAAAGGAAUUUUUAAAUGGCCUGGGAUAUCGAUCUAUUGCUGCAGAAGGCCUGUCACAGCCACAGCCAGGGAGCAGGGGAGGGACUGGCUGAGGUAAAGGCAGCACUGUUUGGGACCAGCAGCAGCAUCGCCUGUGCUGGGUAGGAGAGUGCAUGGGAGGGCCAGGACACAGGGUCCUCUGGUGGAUCCACCAAGGCAGCAGCAGAGCCAGGGCUCAAAUGGCAAGUGGGAGGAGAAGGAGCUCCAGGGCUGGUGGGGACAGGGCUGUCAGUUCUGCUGAGCCCAGAGGGGCUGGAGAAAGGAACAAAAGGACACAGAUGUUUUUUGAUGAAGCCCUGCCCACGCUGCUUCUCUAAAAGGACCUGUAGCUCUUCAUAUCAAAGUAAAUGCAUGAAAUCUGUGUAGUUGCCAUGUUAAUGUUCCUAUAAUGAAAUACCAGCUUCUUUUGUCAUUGAUAGCAUGAGCUUCUCUGACUGUCUGCAGCUUGUUUAAUCACAGCAUCAUAAAAGCACAGAAUCACAGGCUGGCUUGGGUUGGAAAAGACCUUAAAGAUAAUCCAGUUCCAUCCCAUGCUGUGGGCAGGGACACAUCCCUCCAAAUCAGGCUGAUAUCCAAUCUGGCCUUGGGUACCUCCAGGAAUGGGGCAUCCACAGCUCUCUGGGCAGUUAUGUCAGGGACUCAUCACUCCUUGGCUGGCAAAUUUCCUCCUUACUUCUGAUCUAAAUCUCCCAUCAUCUAGUUUAAAACCAUUCCCCUUUUUGUGAUCACCAUCACAUAAAAAGUCAUUCUCCUUCCUGUUUACAAGCUCCCUUUAAGCACUGGAAGGCUGCAAUGAAGUCUCCACUGAGCCUUCUCCGGACUGAACAACCCCAGCUUCCUCUACCUGUCUUCAAACAAGAGGUGCUCUAGAGUAUAGGAAUUCCAGAUUUGAGGAAACCCAAAAGAAACAACACAAUCAAGACUCUAUCUUAAUAACUUAUAUACAGUGUUCUCAGCUUUAGCUCUAAAAUGCCAACUUCUGGCCUAUUUUAUCUAUUUUUAAAAUUAACAUUGGUCUUCUGGAGUCACCCAUAGUCAAAGCAGUUAUCCUCAACUCACUGCACCACAGGGUUUGCACCAUGCAGCACUCGAAGUCAACAGGACGUUUCUAUAGGGAGCAGCCCUCAUGCACAUUGCUUAGCACCAUGCUUAUCACCAUGGCGCAGUCAUUUACAGGCACCACUUCUCAGCACACCCUGUCUUAGUUCCUCUGUCCUGAGAGAGCCAGCCUAAACCAGGGUUCAGGCACAGCACUCCAGAAGCAAAGGUGCUCUCCCAGUAAGCCCACUCUGCCACGCACCAGGACUGUUUGCACCAGGAAGGAAGGCUUGCAGGAGCAGAAACCUGGAACAGCCACAGAGCAUCCGCCACAGACACGCAGCAAACUGGGAAACCUUUAAGGCACAGACAAGGGGUGAAGGAUUCAGUGAGCACAGCCCCAGAAUCAGCUGGUGCUGAAUGUUGUGUUUGAGCUGGUAACAUUCAGCGCUGCGCCUCUACUGCUGAUGUUUGCUGAAUUAUCUAACAAUAUUAAAAAACAAAAAAAACAGCUUUUAAAUAUUUUAUUAAGGAGUAAAUCAUGCUGAAUCUGUCACUGUAUGGCAGUGUAUGAAAACAAGACCCUUGCUUCAACCAAUCAGCAUAAGUAGCAGGGAGACAUGGAGCAAAACGUACACAGAGAGUAAAAUACAAUGCAAAGGGGAGGGGUGGGGAGGCAGGACAUUUCACUACAUAUGAAAUGUGGCCUUAAUUUAGACAGACAUUGAGUAAUGAACAGCAAUCGUCACAAAUUUGCAACUGCAUUGUCCACCGCUUCCUGUUAUCACACAGCUGUUUAUUUAUUGCAUUUACUCCCAUUGAGGGUUUACAAGGAGCAUUUUCUGCUUCAUGUUGAAUGUUUUAUUGCUGCACUUUCUCUCUCUCUCUCAUUCUCUUUCAUACACACCCGGCCACUUAUAGGAACAAAAUAAAAUAAAAGAUAAAACUUGCAGCCUUAUCAAAUCCAAACUAAAAUGCUGCUUCAAGGUGCUGAACCUUGCCGAGUGCCUGUUCUUGCCGCCCAUUUAACUCUUCACUGUUUCCUUUUCAGUGAAGUGACAGCAAGCCAGAAUCUGGGACAAGACAACUAAAUGGAUUAAGAAAUUCUGUCUGCCUGCUUGAUAGAAGGAUUGGGUGAUGCCCCCCCAGUGUAGCCUGAUGCUACAAAGACGGCUGCAGCCCUGCCUCUUCCCAUUCCCCUAGUUCACAGCUUGGCCCAUUCUGGUGGGAUUUGAUCUGUCCUGCUCUCCUAAGCCUGCAGCCUGGUGGUUUUGGAAAAGCUCACUACAUCUUCUCAGAAAUUUCCAGCUUCCCAAGCUGUGCAGAAGAAAUUGGAAGUACAGGCAUGAAACAUUCAAGCAUUAGAUAUUUAAGCAACAUGACCUCCUCCAUGGAAGGAGACUCCACCAUCUCUCUGGGCAACCAGUUCCAGUGUUCUGUCACCAUUACUUCCACGUGUUUCUUCCUACAUUCAAGUUCUAGGCCAUUACUCCUUGUCCUGUUGCCACACAUCAUCAAGAAGAGCCUGUCUUCAUCCAUUUGCCUCCCACCUCCCUUUACAUAUUUAUAAACAUUAAUAAGAUCCCCCUUCAGUUGUCUUUUCCCCAGGCUGAACAGCCCCAGAUCUCUCAACUUUUCCUCAUACGAGAGAUGCUUCAGGCCCUUCAUUAUCUUUCAGGCCCUCUUCUGGACUCCUUCUAGGUAGAUCCCUGUCUUUUUUGAACCAAGGAGAACUGGACACAGCAUUCCAGAUGUGACCUCACCAGGGCAGAGCAGAGGGGGAGGAUCACCUCCCUCGCCCUGCUGGCCAUGCUCUCUGUAAUGCACUCUAGGGUCCCGUUGGCCUUCUUGGCUGCCAGAGCACACUGCUGACUCAUGGCCACCCUGUUGUCCACCAGGACACCAUGUCCUUCUUUGCAGAUUUAUAGACAUUGUUUGUUUUGGGGGGUUAUUUUUUCCACCCAUUUGCACUCAACAUUAGCUGUGUGCUUUGAAGGGAGUGCUUUUGUGAUAGGCCCAUUUCUGCUGGUGAAACAGUAACAGAACACAAACCAAGAGGGCUGCAGCACAUCCAGUCUGUUGGGAAGUGUUCCCCACUGCUGGCCAGCCCAGGCAGCUCACCAAGUCAAGCAGCCAAGUGCUCCAGCACCCCAGUGCUAACCCUGCAAGCCAACAAGUCCUCCAGGUGUAAGUCUCUCCUACAGGAGCCCAGCAGCAACUUACUAAAACACAUGACAGUGAAAUGAAAGUAAACAGUGUGUAAAUACAUAUACAUAUAUAUAUUUCUUUUUAAUUACAUGUGGUGGGGAUUUUUUCAAGUAGAGAAAAUAAAAGGUAUGAGGUUCUCCACUGGCAAUUGUUCUCAUUUACUCAGAACAUUACUUGAGCUUUCAAUUCUUUGUGCAAAUUAGAAAUUUUGUACGUGGAGGCACUGAGUGUUUCGGUUGGAUUGCAGAGAGCCUGAUAUGAUGGGAAAUCAGCUAGUGGGGAUUCUCCCGAGGCCAUGUCUGGAAUACCUUUUGGAACUGUAUGACAGUCACACAGACACCAAGUCUGUGUUCAAGGAAAGGAUACUCGAUAUAAACAAUUUUCGUAAGCCUACAAAAGGGGUCUUGUCCAUAAAUGCCUAACAGAAGAAAGCACAGAAGAGUCGAAAGUCAGUUUAUGUAAAAUAGAGCGACUAGUCUUGAGAAUAGAAAACAUUUUGCACUUAGAACUGCAAAAAAGAAAAAAAGAUAUGACACCAUUUAAUAGUUGAUGCUUUUGUCUUAUCUCUUACAAAAAAAAAAAAAAAAAAAAAAAAAA
This is a messenger RNA of Phasianus colchicus (ring-necked pheasant), 12971 nucleotides long. RefSeq names its product teneurin transmembrane protein 1 (gene TENM1). Gene Ontology annotation, biological process: heterophilic cell-cell adhesion; neuron development; signal transduction. Gene Ontology annotation, cellular component: neuron projection; membrane. NCBI's taxonomy places the organism in Eukaryota, Metazoa, Chordata, Aves, Galliformes, Phasianidae. The record is from RefSeq and is a predicted model, not a curated record. Gene Ontology annotation, molecular function: cell adhesion molecule binding; protein homodimerization activity; protein heterodimerization activity.